Molecule: messenger RNA, 982 nt
Organism: Dipodomys spectabilis (banner-tailed kangaroo rat)
Lineage: Eukaryota; Metazoa; Chordata; Mammalia; Rodentia; Heteromyidae
Gene: Trappc4
Product: trafficking protein particle complex subunit 4
Exons: 5
Coding region: 86-745 (219 amino acids)
Biological process (GO): endoplasmic reticulum to Golgi vesicle-mediated transport
Cellular component (GO): TRAPP complex
Source: RefSeq, a predicted model, not a curated record
GGAGUGGGCCGGGCAGGACCUGCGACGCCAUUUCCGGGGCGGGGACGUCGGACAGAGGCCGCAUCCGGGAGUCACCGCGGCAGCCAUGGCGAUUUUUAGCGUGUAUGUGGUGAACAAAGCUGGCGGCCUGAUUUACCAGUUGGACAGCUACGCGCCACGGGCGGAAGCUGAGAAAACUUUCAGUUACCCGCUGGACCUGCUGCUCAAGCUACACGACGAGCGGGUGCUAGUCGCCUUCGGCCAGCGCGACGGCAUCCGGGUGGGCCACGCGGUGCUGGCCAUCAAUGGCAUGGACGUGAAUGGCAAGCACACGGCCGAUGGGAAAGAGGUGCUGGAGUAUCUGGGUAACCCUGCUAACUACCCGGUGUCCAUUCGUUUCGGCCGGCCCCGCCUCACCUCGAAUGAGAAGCUCAUGUUGGCCUCCAUGUUCCACUCGCUCUUUGCCAUUGGUUCGCAGCUGUCUCCUGAACAGGGAAGCUCAGGCAUUGAGAUGCUGGAAACAGACACAUUCAAACUGCACUGCUUCCAGACACUGACAGGGAUCAAAUUUGUGGUGUUGGCAGAUCCCAGGCAAGCUGGAAUAGAUUCUCUUCUCCGAAAAAUUUAUGAGAUUUACUCAGACUUUGCCCUCAAGAAUCCAUUCUACUCACUGGAAAUGCCCAUCAGGUGCGAGCUGUUUGAUCAGAACCUGAAGCUAGCCCUGGAGGUGGCAGAGAAGGCUGGAACCUUUGGACCUGGGUCAUAAGCUAAACUGGCAAUGGGCUUUCAAAUUCUGAAAUCCUCGGCAGGGGUUCUUCUGCUUCCACUCUAGUGGGGAUCCUAUUGCAGCAGCCUUGGAGUGUACUUGAAAAUGGGGCAGUCCUGAGCUGAAGUGUUUGCUCUCUUCCCUUCUGUAUAUACCAAGGUCCUGCUUCCUGACUGUACAGAUUUAUUUAUGGAGGAGGUAGGACCAUAAGUGCUCUAAUAAACUUCCUUAGUUCCA